This is a messenger RNA of Didymodactylos carnosus, 609 nucleotides long. The record is from the annotation of a GenBank genome assembly. NCBI's taxonomy places the organism in Eukaryota, Metazoa, Rotifera, Eurotatoria, Philodinida, Philodinidae.
AUGAAUAUAGGAUGGAAAGAGAAAUUUUCUGAUGGAUCGAACGCUGUUAUUUUUCUUCUAUAUAAUAUAGGCUCAAAUUCUAUUAAAACAAUUGCUCCAAGAUUUUUUGAAUCAUUUUCAUCCACAAAAGAUUUAUAUUUACAAAGUCAACAUUUAGAUGUUUUUCUAAAAACAAAUAUUCUAACAACACUAGCACUUUUAGAAACAAUUGAUUUCAGUAAUUCUUACAUAACGGAUAAUAAUCAUCAAAUAAUCAUUGAUUAUGUACCAUCACAAAUGAAAAAUUUAAAAUCAAUUGAUUUAUCUUACACAAAUCUAACAGAAAAAAUGGUAAUUGAAUUAUUAAAAACAUUAUCUAAUUCCUCAAUAAAUUCUGCUAUCAACGUUCGCCUACUAGGUUAUCGGUUGAAUGAAUCUAAUUUUUGUUCAUAUAUCGAAGUUGAUCGAAAUUCAUUAUUUAUUGAACUAGACAAUGAACAUCCAUGUAAUUGUGUUGUUGAUUAUUUCUAUCAACACUGUCAACAUAAAGCAGAUAAUAAAAAUUCAAAAAGCUUAUUAAAGAUUGAGAAAAGACAAAACACCGAUUCGCACUUCCUCAAUGUUUGUUAA